UCGACUUGAGCUGAACGCCAGACGGCCGCACGAGUCGAAUGCAAAUUGCAUCCGCCGGAUUCGAUCGCGACCAGCGUUAGCAGCCAAGCCGCACUAGUAACACGCGUACGCAAGCAGCCGCAGCGGUUUCGAGAGCGCGCGUGCAGAGCCGCAGAAGGACGACACGGCGUCGCGAAGUGGAGCAGAGUUCGUGCGAGACUACACAACGACCGCUGCAACUCCGCCAUUGCUGUGCACCGCGCAAGCAGAUCGCAACACGUAAAGGAAAACGUCGAUUCCGCGUAAAUCAAGCGAAAAGUAUAAAACUGUGAAGUUGGGAAAUUCCAUCGACGUCGAUUUACGACUGUAGCCAAUCACAUAACUGCAAAACUGUCAAUCUUUUGACAGUUAGCCAGACAGAAAAAAUCAAGGUAUAUUUGUUUAACAAACUGAUUAGAAGAUAAGUUCGCGGAAUACCACGACCGGCAGCCACGACGCGAACAACUAUUUAUUAUAAAUUCUAGAUAAUUAUCGAAAAGCGUUCAAGAUUCCCGUGCCAACGCGCAACCACCAGCAGAGCGCCGCUCCCCACGGUAGCAGUCAGGGCCACCACACACGACACGCGCAUCGGGGCGGCGGCGGGGGCGGCAGCCUGAACGCACACGGCGGCGGCUACGGCCACCACCACACCAAUCACUACCAGCAUCCCGACUAUCGCCACCACCACCAUCCAACAAUGAAUCAGAACCGCAGGAAAAACCGGGGUGGGCCUCAAACUGCCAGUUAUGAAUCCAGAUCAACACGCCAGAGGGCGGUGGUAGCCGAAGGCGUAUACAAUAACCCACACUUUAUGUACGCGGCGACAUCGCAGAUAGGCAACAUAAUGCGCAUCCAAGUCGCAUCGGGCACCGUAUGGGAGGGCAUCUUUCGUACAUUCUCGGCACAGUUCGAGAUCGUCCUAGAAAUGGCGUGCAAGGUGGACAAUCCAGACUCACAUAAUUCUUCAUUAUCCGCCGAAUCGCACGUUGAUAAACUCAUCUUUAAACCGUGCGAUAUCGUCACGAUGUGCGCACGUGAAGUUGACUUGGAUUAUGCAACCCGCGAUACGUUCCAAACCGACGCGGCGAUUUCAUCACGCUUAAAUGGCGGACAGGGACGCGGUGAAGAGAAAGAAUUAGAACCAUGGGAGGGACCAUGCGCCAAUGGUCAGCUAGGAGAUGGUGGGUUGGAUUUAUUGGAGCCGGGGAGUAAUGGCUGGGAUGCGAAUGAAAUGUUUCGCAAGAACGAACAGAAGUACGGCGUGCAGAGCACGUAUGAUCACAGUCUGAGUGGAUAUACAGUACCAUUGCAGCAUUCAGACAGUCAGGAUUAUCGGGAAGCAGAGGCGAAAGCCAAUGAGAUUGCAGCCGAGAUUGAAUCGCAGCCAUCUUAUAAAUCACGACUGGAGUUGGAGAAUGGUGAUGAAGAAGAGCGCUUUGCGGCUGUUUCCAGGCCGAAUGCAGGUGGCGCUGGGGGUAAUAAUGGCGGACGUAUGGGUGGAGGUGGACAUCAUCAUCAACACACACAUGAUUAUAAGGAAUCUACACCUAGUGAUAAAUACGUGCCGCCUAAUAAACGAAAGGGCAGCCAAUCAUCAGGGAAAAUAAUGCGUAGCACACCGCCACCUAGCGGUAAUCAGGGCCAAUCAUCCCAUCAAGGCACACCACCAUCACAACAACCCGCAACGGUGAACACGCAAGCAAAUCCUAACAAUAAUCAUAAUCAUCCGAAAAAUACCGGUGGUGGUGGUGGUGGUGGUGGUAAUAAUAUACCCAUGCAAACUGCAAGUUAUGCUCCUAGCGGUAAUCAGGGCCAAUCAUCCCAUCAAGGCACACCACCAUCACAACAACCCGCAACGGUGAACACGCAAGCAAAUCCUAACAAUAAUCAUAAUCAUCCGAAAAAUACCGGAGGUGGUGGUGGUGGUGGUAAUAAUAUACCGAUGCAAACUGCAAGUUAUGCUGCGCAUGUGCAACAUUUACCACAACAAACACCCCCACCACAAGUACCACAACAAACACCUCCACCACAGCAACAGCAACAGCAACAACAAAUACCACCGCCACAACAACAGGCACAUCAAAAUCAACCACCACCACCACAACAACAACAACAACCGCCUCCGCAACACAUGAACCACGCUAGACAUACACCACCACAUGCAGGCGGACAUCCUUCUCAUGUUUAUAAUCAAUCCAUGCCACCGCGUGGGAAACAAAUGAACGGUGAUAAUAUGAACAUAGGACCUGGAGGUCCCGGAGGCGGUGGAGGUGGUGGGAUGAAGAAUAUGCAGCGUCCGCCGCGUAAUGUUUACGGCGGGAUGAAUCAGCAGUAUGAUAAGAUGCCACCGCAGCAUGUACAACACGCGCAGCAACAGGAAAUUAUUAGGCAACAACAACAACAACAGCAGCAGCAGCAGCAACCCCCACCACCGCAACAACAUCGAGACGAUAUGAAGGACCUGAUUAAAUUCUCCAAGGACUUUAAAUUGUCGAAUGCCCCGCCGGAGAUGGUGCAGCAGCAGAUGGUUAAUGUGGGGGUUAAUAUGCAAGCGCAGCAGGUGCAAGUGCAAGUGCAAGGACAGCCGCCGCCACAGCAACAGAUGCAGCAACAGGAGGUGAAGCUGCCGAUGCCGCAGCAGACACCGCCGCCGGUGUCGGUUUCGCCGAGGUUACAAGCACAUCAACAACAACAACAACAGCAGCAGGAGCAUGAAGGCGAGAAGAGUUCUACGUUGAGUAAGAGUAAACUGAAUCCAUUGGCGAAGGAAUUCGUUAUGAAGCCGUCUUAUGCUAGAUCACCCAGUACACCGACUGCAAGUAGGCCACACACACCACAAACACCGAGUAAUCAGUAUAUAACCGCAGCGGUGAAUGGCCCACCUGCUGGACAACCACAGAUGCCGCAGCUGAUGAUGCCCAUGCAAGCGAUGUAUGUCAGUCCGCAACAGUUUCAGCAACCUGUGCAAGGUAGUCGUGUUAGAAAAGUUAUGGGUCAAGUACGUACGGAUAUGGCAUCACAAAUGCAAGUGGCCGCCGCAACGGGCCAACCCCUGCUGGCGCCGGCGCCCAUGCAACAAUUUGUCUAUCCGCAGGGUAUAAAUCCGCAAGCGUAUCAACAAAUGCACAUGCGCAUGGAAGGUUAUCCACCUAUACAAUACAUCCAACAACCCAACCCAUCGCAAGCGCCAUCUCCUGCACAACAACAGCAGUAUGCUCAGGCUGGCGCACCGGGUGCACCUGGACCUGGCCAGCAGUAUCAGACGGCUGUGCCGCCACCGCAAGGCCCGCCACAGAUGUACCCGCUGAUGCUGCCCGCGCAGCCGCACUUGAUGCCGCAGGGCAUGUAUCAUCUCCCCCAGCAGGCACCGCAGACGAUGCCGUUGUUGAUUGCCAACCCGCCGCAGCCGCAUCAGCACGGCCCGAAUCCCUAGCGCUAGGGGCACGCCCCCGGCAAGCAGGCGCCGCAAACGCCGACGCCUGCCGCCGCCGCCAUUGCUGUCGUCCGCCACCACCAUCAUCAUCAUCAUCAACAACAUCAAGCGGCGGCACACGCGCAUUUGACGCAUGCGCAUCAUCACCACCACCAUCAUCAUCAUCAUCCACAAACGUAUCGUCCACAAUAAACAAAAAAAUAAUCCUAUCUUAAUCCUUGAAUCCUUUUCUUGUAUUCAUUGCGCAUGCGUCAACAUCAUAACAACAUCAUAAGUAAUCAUACAGUCACAUCAUUCCGAAGCGUGUCACGAAGUGAAUCAUGUAAAUGCAGAGAUGCAUAGGUGCCUUACUCUCUCGUACGAGACGUCAUCCGCCAUGUUGGCCGAAACGCUUUUGUUUUGUUUCUCGUCUUUUGGUUUCAACACACACACAUGCAUACAUACAUACACAAAACAUUUAUCACGAAGCGGCAGAGAGUGGAGGAUGUUUCAAGUUUAAAUUAACCGGCACAAACAAAACAAGCAAGUUUCUUAGCAAAUUGUCAAAUUGUUAUAGUUGUAUAAUUCUAUUGUUCUAUUGUUUUUUUCCAAAAACUUUUUCUGUUGCGAAUCGUUUAUGAUGUUUCAACGAUUAUCCUUGCUAAAAAAAUUGGUACAGAUGCAAUAACAUUCAUUAUCAGCAACAA
This is a messenger RNA of Dalotia coriaria, 4137 nucleotides long. RefSeq names its product ataxin-2 homolog. The transcript has 7 exons. Gene Ontology annotation, molecular function: mRNA binding. Bases 716 to 3451 code for a protein of 911 amino acids. Lineage: Eukaryota; Metazoa; Arthropoda; Insecta; Coleoptera; Staphylinidae. The record is from RefSeq and is a predicted model, not a curated record. Gene Ontology annotation, cellular component: cytoplasmic stress granule. Gene Ontology annotation, biological process: cytoplasmic stress granule assembly.